Molecule: messenger RNA, 3295 nt
Organism: Fopius arisanus
Lineage: Eukaryota; Metazoa; Arthropoda; Insecta; Hymenoptera; Braconidae
Exons: 3
Coding region: 248-772 (174 amino acids)
Source: RefSeq, a predicted model, not a curated record
GUUUUUUUUCUUCUCAUUUUGCGAUUCUAUCGUGUUAUUUAUUCCUCGGGGCUAAUGGGAUAUACUGAGAUUUUAUUCUACUUAGUUCAUUCCAUUUUUUUUAUUUUAUUUGGAUUUAUUAAGGGUUAGAAAUUUUUUUUAGAGGAACUGACGACAGCUGUGCACUUGACUUCCGGGUUUGGGUGGUUUAAAUGUCGAUUGGUGAGAUUAAUCUUUUUCGAUGGGAAAUUAGGCGCAGUUUUUUGAGAUGAGGAAAAAUUCCGGGAACGAUGCUGGGGCGAUUUUUGAUGAGGAGUUCAAUAAGAAAAUGAGGGUGGCGAAUUUUCUGGUGAAAAAUUUAGAGCGACGAAGAGACAUAGAUAUUGCGAAAAACUACCUGACACGAGUGGGAAACAUAAAAUCCUCGAAUUUAGAAGUGAAGAAAAAUAGAAAUGCAUUCCUGUCGUAUCUCAUCAGAGUCCUGGGGGAUGCUGUGCUUCCAGGAUGUUCGGACGAUCGGUCAGACACGGUGUGCGAUCCUGACAAUUCGCUGAAGGUCUUGCACGACAUGGAUAAUCUAUCAGAAACGUCAGAGGAGACUCUGUACGAAGAGCCUCCAGUGAAGAAAAUAAUAAAAUUCAAGUCCGAGUGGUCGAAAGACCACAGAACGUAUGUCGCAGUGAAACCUCUUCCAGGGAGAGGUGCUCUCGUUUUCAUGGCAGUGUCCAAACGCCCUGGGCUCGACAACUGGGACUUACCCCCUCCCCUGAGGUCCAGCAUGAAGCAAAAAUAAUAAUAGCAUUUUAUCCAGUAAAUUGCAGUGAUGUCGAUCCAGUGAGGAAAAUAAAUAGGCAAGAGGUAUUUUCAAAAAGAUUUAAUGAAGCUGCGUUUUGUGAUAUCACAACAAUGCCCCGGCAAAUUAUUCUCCCUCGUAAUAAAAUCGUCAACUGACCCCUUGCACCACCUGGGACAACGUGAGAAUCAUCCCCUUCCAAUUCAUUUGUAUAAAAAAUAAAUAAUAUCCACUACCCACUGAGCAUUAAUUUUGGUCCACUCUGUCAACUAUAGAGAUUACAUAUUCAGAUUAAAAUUGAGUGAAUAAUCGUGUCCCAGGUUUAAUGCAAUUGUAUAAUUUUUCAACACGUUUUUCCUUUUUUUAUUCAUGUUUCAAUGUUAUUUUUUAAUAAGCAUUCUGAAAAUAAUUUUUGUCUCUCUUUCCAUAACAAAUCACAUACAGGAGCCAAAUAAAUAGCUUAAAAUUUCUAACAGCAUUAUCAACUAAUAAUAAUACGCAAGAAAAAAUGGUAAAAUCGAGUUUGAGAAUUUGAGAAAAAUACAGUUCAGUAGCCAAGAAGUGAAGUUCAAAAAAUUGAAGUUUUUUGGAAAUAUCUCUUAAUCCACGAGAGCUUAAUAAAUUUUGUGAGGACAUUUUUUGCGGAUCUUUUUAUGCCCCAUAAAAGACGUCCUCAGAAAAAUUACAUUAUCUUUGGUAGAUUCAGAGAUAUUCAUCACUUCACUUCUUCGUUACAUAUUUAUUGUUGAAACCAUAAAUUGUAGAUUACGAAGGCUGGGUGGGAGGAGGGAGAUUCGAUCUUAACAUUGAAAUUGAAAGGAACGGGAGAAAAUAAAACUUUGAUUUUCGACAAUCAGGACAAACGUACGUUGAAUCGUUAAAACGCAAUAAUUUCAAUUGUAGAAAAACUGGAGGAAAAAUAAUCCAGAUGAUUUUUCAACUUUACAGCGAAUUAUUCAAUCAAAAUAUAAAGAAAAAAAAAACGUGCAAUACGCAAAUCAAGGAAACAGAGGAAUAAUCAGAGUCUAGGUCGUUUGAUUUCAUUAAAUUGUCACUUACAUCCUAUUUACUACUCAACAAUUCAAAAAAAUACUUAUAACGAUACACACAACCUUGAAUAAUCUCAACAGCUGUUGGCCAUAAUCAGCCCGACCCAACUUAUCCCUAUUCUUCACAAUUUUCCUCGAAAUCAGUGAUUUUCUCCUCGAUUCUACUCAAAUUGUUUCCAAUUGCGAUUUGCACGCAACCGUUUCCAUCCGUACAUCGUAUUGAACAUUUUUCAUUUUCAUUUCAACUCAUCUCCUCGGGUUUUUAUAUCAUUCAAUGAGAACAGUAACUCCACAUGUCUUCAAUUAUUAACAAUAUUAUUUUUUUUAUACAAAAUACAGGGCACUCACAGUUUUAAUCUCUAAUUAUUAUUCACUGGAGUAUUCGCAGCUUUUGCUCUUACUUUCAAUUUCAAUUUUACAUUACAGUUUCAUUAGUCCUGUUGGUUAGUAGAACAAAGACACAAGUUGAGUUUAUUGAUUUCACAAGAAGAUAAAAAUUCAAUUCGUCAGGUUUUCGGGUUUAUCCCGAGAACGAUUGACCUGAGAGAAAAAUGGUAUUGCGCUUUUUUCAAGCUGAUGACAUUCUCCACAAGAAUUUCCUUUAGCGUUUUCUCGUGGGAGCAGUCCUUAUCGGGAUAAUUCCACUCAGACUGAAUGAAAAAAUCAACUUUCUCACGAUGAUGUUAACAUUUUAUUUAUCAAUUGCUCCGAUAAAAUGAUUGGACGUGUCAACUUGUUGCCUUAGUCCACAGCCCACGAAUUCCUUCAUCUCGAUUUUUAAUUACAAGUAUGUAUGGUAUAAAAAUAAUACUCAGUCAAUUAGUUCUGAUUAAUACUCGCGAUGUGACAUGAAUGAGUUUCUCUUUUAUAAAAAACCAGUGAAAAGCGUGAUUCAUAAAUUUUAAUAUUUAAUCUCUAUGCUAAACGGUCUACGCGCAUUUAAUUCAAGAUCUCCUCCAAUUUUUAGUACUUUCAGAGUUAUUUCUGCUGUCACGUGGACGGACGGAACAGAUGCCAUGAGCCAUUUUAAUUCAGAUCAAUGUUUUCCAUUUUCACGUUUUCCCCCACCUCAACGUGAUUAUCGCAAUAAAAUUCUGUACAAAAUUUUCCGUAGUAAAAUAAUUAUUUCAUCUCAUUCAGCGACAAACCACUGACAUUUAAUUAUGCAUUAAUCACCAGCACAAGUUUUAUAAUUUCAUUCCAGAAUCAUUUUCACUCCAUCUCCUCCCCCCACCGUCCGUCUCCCAUAUCCCUAGAAAAACUGAAAAAUGACUAUUUCCAUCUGAUACCAUCGCAGAUACAAUGAUGAUUAAAAAAUAAUGAAAAAGAAAAAAAAAAAUACACUCGUACAAAAUAAUAUUAAACGUAAUAAUAAAUUAAGCCAGUCGCUGCUGCCAAAAUUUCACAAAAAAAAAUAUGUGCGAACAGACGAGACAAAUAAGUUACAAUUGAUUAUUUAAAUAAAAACGGAGGG